Pyrus x bretschneideri (Chinese white pear) is the source of this 1810-nucleotide messenger RNA. Its product is annotated as serine carboxypeptidase-like 31. The record is from RefSeq and is a predicted model, not a curated record. The transcript is spliced from 10 exons. Lineage: Eukaryota; Viridiplantae; Streptophyta; Magnoliopsida; Rosales; Rosaceae. Gene Ontology annotation, molecular function: serine-type carboxypeptidase activity. Gene Ontology annotation, cellular component: vacuole. Gene Ontology annotation, biological process: proteolysis. The coding region runs from base 84 to 1526 and encodes 480 amino acids.
UCUUUGUUUUAUGGUAGCUGUCUCUGACUCUCUUGCUAAGCUAUAGUUUGUGUUUUGUACUUCCAUAUAUACAACAGUACAAUAUGAAUAUUGUAUCAAAAGCGACGGCUUUCUUUGUUUUGGCUCUCGUUGCACUGCUGUUUGUGGAGCCUGUUUCGGGUAGAACGAAAAGGGCUAGUACUGAGAAACUGAACAACAACUCAUUGGGGACUCAGGACCUUGUGACCAACUUACCCGGCCAGCCUGCUGCAGACUUCAAGCACUACGCUGGCUAUGUGACCGUGAACGAAACAAAUGGGAGGGCUCUUUUUUACUGGUUUUAUGAGGCUGCCUCCAACCCAGACGGAAAGCCUCUUGUGUUGUGGCUUAAUGGAGGUCCUGGGUGCUCUUCUGUGGGAUAUGGAGCAACCCAAGAGAUUGGUCCAUUCAUAGUGGACACUGAUGGAAGUGGAAUUAAAUCUAAUAACUACUCAUGGAAUAAAGAGGCCAAUAUGUUAUUCUUGGAAUCUCCAGUUGGGGUUGGCUUUUCAUAUUCUAAUACAACUAGUGACUAUGAUAAUCUCGGCGAUGAGUUUACAGCGAAUGACGCGUAUAACUUCUUGCAUAAGUGGUAUCUCAAGUUCCCAACAUACAGAACAAGGACCUUCUACAUUUCUGGGGAGAGUUAUGCAGGAAAGUAUGUUCCAGAGCUCGCCGAGCUCAUAUAUGACAAGAACAAUGAUCCUUCCCUUCAUAUUGAUCUCAAGGGUAUCCUGUUGGGUAAUCCUGAAACAUCUGAUGCUGAUGACUGGAGAGGUCUGGUAGAUUAUGCUUGGAGUCAUGCUGUGAUAUCAGACGAAACUCACAAGAUAAUACGCGAAAGCUGUGAUUUCGACAGAAAUGAUACUUGGAGUAACAAGGAUUGUACUCUUGCUGUGGAUGAAGUGCUAAAACAGUACAAGGAGAUAGAUAUUUACAGCCUUUACACCUCGGUCUGCAUUGGUGAUACGGCAAGCUCAACUGAUGGUUCGAUGCAGGUCAUGAUGAAACGCACAUCUACGAUGAUGCCAAGGAUUAUGGGUGGCUACGAUCCAUGUCUCGAUGGAUAUUCAAAAACCUUUUAUAACAGACCAGAUGUGCAAAAGGCCCUCCAUGUUAGUGAUGGUGUCCGGCUCAAGAACUGGACCAUCUGCAACGAAAAAAUAUUUGAGGACUGGGCAUAUUCGAAGCCUUCCGUUCUUCCUAUAUACAAGAAACUCAUUGCAGCAGGACUUAGAAUAUGGGUGUACAGCGGAGACACAGAUGGAAGAGUUCCAGUGCUUUCCACAAGAUACAGCUUAAGUGCUCUAGGAUUGCCUAUUACUAAGGCAUGGAGGCCUUGGUACCACGAGAAGCAGGUUAGUGGAUGGUUUCAAGAAUAUGAAGGUCUUACAUUUGCAACAUUUAGAGGAGCUGGGCAUGCAGUUCCCUGCUUCAAACCAAGCAACUCACUGGCUUUAUUCACGUCUUUUCUCCUCGGCGAUCCUCUCCCAACUGCUCGAGUAUAACUAUAGUAAAGUCAGUAAUGCUGAUAAUUAACCAAGAAAAUCCUAUAUGGAUCUGUGUAGGGCUCAAAAAGAUUUUUGCUCUUAGUACUAUACCAACUAUAUAUUGCUUGGCUACAUGUAGUUGAAGACCAUAGCCGAAAUAGAGAAUAAAAAAAAUGUUAGUUAACACAUCAAGAGGGGUAAACCCUUCAAAUAUUUCUUAUGUAAAAGAAGGCACUACGUCUCAAGAAAUUACGAGUAUUGAAUACAAAACCUCGAAUGCAAAAUACACCCUUUAAAUAUCA